AUGAAUCCUCCUGAAUUCCAUGGUGGGUUGAAUCCUGUGAAGGCUAAUGAGUGGAUAACCAACAUGGAAAGAAUUUUUCAGAUAGUGCAUUGUAGUGAAGAGAAUAAGGUUGUAUUUGCUACUCACAUGAUGAAGGGUAUGACUGUGAGAUGGUGGGAGAGUGCUUCGACUCUUAUGACUAAUCAAGGACUACCUAGGGAUUGGGAGCAUUUUAUGAUUACUUUCCUGGAUAAGUAUUUUCCUAGCUCUUUCAGGACUCAGAAAGGAUUUGAGUUUCAGAAGCUUAGACAGGGUAAUAUGACAGUAGCUGCGUAUGCUGAGAAGUUUGAAGAUAUGGCUUCUUAUUCUAGACAAGCCGUGUACGCACCAGAUGAGAGGUGGAAGAUUGAUCAGUUUCUUUUUGGUCUAAGGGGUGAAAUUUAUCAUAGUGUUUCUCAAAGGGAAUUCACUACUUAUGCUGAAUUGUUAAGGCAAUGUUAUGUGACUGAGAACAGUUUGAAGAAAGUUCAAGAAGAAAGGGAUCAGUAUAGGAGUGGACAGAGAGACCAAGGGAGGCCAGGUAGCCAAUUUAGGCCUAGACCUUAG
Messenger RNA from Lathyrus oleraceus (garden pea), 585 nucleotides. RefSeq lists its product as uncharacterized. NCBI's taxonomy places the organism in Eukaryota, Viridiplantae, Streptophyta, Magnoliopsida, Fabales, Fabaceae. The record is from RefSeq and is a predicted model, not a curated record. The transcript has a single exon. Bases 1 to 585 code for a protein of 194 amino acids.